Messenger RNA from Erythranthe guttata (spotted monkey flower), 660 nucleotides. RefSeq lists its product as uncharacterized. The record is from RefSeq and is a predicted model, not a curated record. NCBI's taxonomy places the organism in Eukaryota, Viridiplantae, Streptophyta, Magnoliopsida, Lamiales, Phrymaceae.
GUGUCUUUAAUUCAGUCUUCAGUCUUCACCUACCAACCCCAUCGCAGCCGUUGAUCUCGCCGGGAAAUGUCAUUCACCACUUUAAAGCCAGUCACCUGCCGGAUCCCUCCGGUGAACGGAUCAAAUGGUCCGUACACUCAACUUUCGAGAGUCACAAUGAUGAAUAGACAAGCUCUUCCUCCUCUACAGGUGAAAGCAGAAAAGGAGAAACAAGAGUUGCAGGAAAAACGCUCGACCGCCACCAAAUCAAGGCGUGAAAUAAUGCAUUUAACGACCGUUUCUCUAGGUCUUGCCGCUCUUCUGCCGCCACCACCAGCUGAAGCACGUGCUAGAAAUGCCACAAUGAGGCAGAAGAUUAUGCAGAAAUUUGAGGAACUCCGGCAAAAAGCCGGGUUGUCGAAAAGCACUAAAGAAGAAGCUGAACAAGAAUAUGACGAAGAAGAAAAGAAACCGAAAGCCGAAAUCAAAGACAAAUCGAACGUGAAAGAAACCACACUACCCCCGAAAGAAGAGUUGUCUGUUCCAACACUUCCAGGUAUCAUGAACGGUACAAUUGUCGAAACCACUCUCCCAUGAUUUCAGCUUUCGAGAAACUUAUGUUGUAAUAGCAUUUGAUGUAUUCUAAUAUUUGCAUUUAUGUUCGUUUUUGCGAGAACUGAA